AUGUCAUCAUCCCCACUGCCGGUUCCAAGGUCUGCACCGCAGCCCCCUAGUCCUUCUCACUUGGAUCAGUCAGCACAGUCUUCACCGGCACCAUCCUCGACUAUACCGGUCUCUUCCUCGGGCUGCUCAUCUCCUUCAUUGAAGCGUCCACCACCGCCUCCUCCUCCACCACAACGGCACCUUAUGCGGACUCGUGGCUAG
This is a messenger RNA of Linum trigynum, 201 nucleotides long. Lineage: Eukaryota; Viridiplantae; Streptophyta; Magnoliopsida; Malpighiales; Linaceae. The record is from the annotation of a GenBank genome assembly.